GUAACGGGGCGGCGCGACCGGGACGAGGAACGGGACCGGGGCCGGGAGAGCGCCAGGGGGCAGCGGCCGAGGGGCGGCCCCUGAACUUGGGGGGACGCGGGAGGCGGCGGCUCGGCGGGGCGGAGCGCGGCGCCGGGGCCCGGCCCGGCUCCCCCGCCUGGCGGUGGGGAGGGGGGACUCGGCCGCCCGCCCCCCCCUCCCCCAGUUCACCGUUCGGGCCGGCGGGAACGGCCGGAGCUGCGUGCGGGGUAGGACCCGGCCCGAGCCGGGAAGGGCCUGGAGGUCACCGAACCCCCCCCCCCCCCCCCCCUCCGGGAGUCCGUCCCGUCCCAUCCCGGCUCCGGCGCUGAUUUUGUCGCACUGAAAGUGUCCUGUCCCCUGUCACCUCUCUCUGCUCUCCCGCCGUACCCUGCCGCCAGCCCCGGUGACACCUGUGGGAGGUGCGGGAGAGACCGUCCGGGCCAGGUGGGCAUCCCUGACCGCCCUUCCUCUCUCCGUGAGGAACUGGACACCGGGCAGGAGAUCCCCCGGGAGCAGCCGGGUGUUGGGGCACGGGGCAGAGGGUCUCCCUGAGCCCCCCGGGAUCAACGGGGCCGGGGUGGGUUGUGUUGUCCUGCACCGCUGACACCCGGAGCAGAGGUGGUGGUGACACAUCAUGUGCCGGGCGGAAUCCCGGUGGAUGAAGGAUGCCCCCGGGAGCUCUCGGUAGGCACCGAAGGCCUCAAACUUUUGUAGGCGAAAGCGAAGACGCAAGAAUUGAUUGGGAAAACUCCUUCAAGGAAACUUGCUUCCAGCUCCCCAACGGCUGAACCCCCACCCCGCGGCCCGUGCUCCGGGGGGAGCACACACCUUCCCACCCCGGCUGGGAUCAUGAGCUCCUAGGCAUGGAAAGUCACGAGAGGGACUGGGAGCUGCUCUGGUUCCACGGGGUGGCCUGACGGGCCCGGAGAUGACCUAACUCUUUAGGAUCAAACUGGGCCCAGUCAAGGCCAGUUGACUGGGAAGAGCCCCCGGUAGCGGGACCGGGUCGGAAGCAACGUGAGUCCCAAACUGAGUGUGUCCCGUCACAGAUUUAUGUUCUUUUUCAAAGACAUUCUGGAGCCAGGCCGGGAUCUUUUGGCAUCCAACUGACCUGGAAGCAGCUCUUAGGUUUGGUUUUCUUUUUUCUUUUUCCUUCUUUUUGUUGGUUGUUUUUUUUUUUUUUUAUUAUUAUUAUUCAUGUUUGUACAAUCUUCUGGAUAUUUUUUUCCCGAGAAGGAGUAAAAAGGGAGUGUUGGAAACUUAACAAACAGGAUUAAAGCCUUGAGCGCUUAAGGAAAAAAAAAAAAAAAACAACAAAAAAACAAAACAGGUUAAGGAACUUAAUCCAGGAUGGAUCUGCAGGAGCCCCAGCAGCUGGGAAUGUUUGCAGAGAGCGAGCUGAUGUCGGUGGGGAUGGACACGUUCAUCCACCGCAUCGACUCCACCGAGGUCAUUUACCAGCCCCGGCGCAAACGGGCCAAGCUCAUCGGCAAGUACCUCAUGGGAGACCUGCUGGGAGAGGGCUCCUACGGCAAAGUCAAGGAGAUGCUGGACUCAGAGACCCUGUGCAGGAGAGCUGUGAAGAUCCUGAAGAAGAAGAAGCUGCGCCGGAUCCCCAACGGGGAGGCCAACGUGAAAAAGGAGAUCCAGCUCCUGCGGAGAUUACGGCACAAAAACGUCAUCCAGCUGGUAGAUGUGUUGUACAACGAGGAGAAACAGAAAAUGUAUAUGGUGAUGGAGUACUGUGUGUGUGGGAUGCAGGAAAUGCUGGACAGUGUCCCAGAAAAGAGGUUUCCAGUGUUUCAGGCUCACGGGUACUUUUGUCAGCUUAUAGAUGGCUUAGAAUACUUGCACAGCCAAGGGAUUGUCCACAAGGAUAUAAAACCUGGGAACCUCCUGCUAACAACCAAUGGGACACUAAAAAUAUCUGAUUUAGGCGUAGCAGAGGCAUUGCAUCCGUUUGCGGAGGACGACACGUGCAGGACGAGCCAAGGGUCGCCAGCAUUCCAGCCCCCAGAAAUUGCCAAUGGCCUUGACACCUUUUCAGGCUUUAAAGUCGACAUCUGGUCUGCAGGGGUGACACUAUACAACAUCACAACGGGUCUGUACCCUUUUGAAGGGGAUAAUAUCUAUAAAUUAUUUGAAAACAUCGGGAAAGGCGACUACACAAUUCCAGAGGAUUGUGGUCCUCCACUCUCAGACUUAUUGAGAGGGAUGCUUGAAUACGACCCAGCCAAGAGGUUCUCAAUACAGCAGAUAAGGCAGCACAACUGGUUUAGGAAGAAACAUGCUCAGGCAGAGGCGCUGGUGCCCAUCCCUCCCAGCCCUGAGACAAAGGACAGGUGGAGGAGCAUGACGGCGGUGCCUUACCUGGAGGAUCUGCAUGGCUACAAUGAGGAAGAGGAUGAUGACUUGUAUGACAUUGAAGAUGAUAUCAUCUACACUCAGGACUUCACAGUACCAGCAUCCCUGGGCCCGGGCCAGCCUGUGUCCCCCUCCUUGCCCCAGCUCUGCCUCUCUCCUGGGACUGGACUGUGCUUGCAAUCCAAAAGGAAACCAGAAGAAACCAACCAAGGAGCCCCCCCUUCCUUCCCUCCCCGCACCCCCUGCUCCGGCCAGCGCCAGGACACAGAAGCUGCAGUGGCCACACCCUCCUCCCCAUCGGACACCUGGGAGUUGAACUCUGCGGCUGCCAGGACGCUGCCCCCUUCCCCCCGAUCACUCUUUGCCAAUCAAGACACUGAUUCUGUUUUUAAUUUUGCGAUGGGAAGGGUGGGAUGAGGGGUCAAGGCCCCCUGGCCGUGUAGAGUCGUGCAAAGCCAUUGCCGUGCACUUUAUGUUUUAGACUACUGUUAUAUAUUAUAUAUUUUCCUCUCUCUUUU
This is a messenger RNA of Agelaius phoeniceus (red-winged blackbird), 2903 nucleotides long. The record is from RefSeq and is a predicted model, not a curated record. NCBI's taxonomy places the organism in Eukaryota, Metazoa, Chordata, Aves, Passeriformes, Icteridae.